AUGAGUAUGUUGAAACCAAGUGGACUUAAGGCUCCUUCAAAGACCAUCAAACAUGGGAGUACGUUGCUGAAAACACCCACACCUGUUGCAGCUGCUCCAGCAGAAAAAGCAGCUUCCAGUGAAAAGACCUCAAGCACGACCACAGCAGAUGCACAUGAAGAGUUUGUGGAUGAUUUUCGAGUUGGGGAGCGCGUUUGGGUCAACGGAAACAAACCUGGCUUUAUUCAGUUCCUCGGUGAAACACAGUUUGCUCCAGGGCAGUGGGCAGGGAUCGUUCUAGAUGAACCGAUUGGUAAGAACGAUGGCUCUGUGGCUGGAGUUCGCUAUUUCCAAUGUGAACCCUUGAGGGGAAUAUUUACAAGACCGUCAAAAUUGACAAGAAAAGUGCUGACAGAAGAUGAAGCCAAUGGUACACAGACAGCUCAUGCUUCUCGAGCUACGUCACCAACUUCCACGUCUGCUGCUAGUGUGGUGUCUGCGGCCGCUGCUGCGCUUCCGCCUUCAGGAAUUCCACAGAAAACUUCCCCGCUUGCUGCUAAGGAGCAUUCGACUCCUUCUCAGAUUAGCAAUCUUUCAAAAACUGCGAGUGAAUCUAUAUCAAAUCUAUCUGAAGCCGGAUCACUAAAGAAAGGAGAAAGGGAGCUCAAAAUUGGAGAUCGAGUUCUGGUUGGCGGAACAAAAGCCGGAGUCGUGCGUUUCUUGGGAGAAACUGAUUUUGCGAAAGGAGAAUGGUGUGGAGUAGAACUGGAUGAACCUCUGGGAAAGAACGAUGGAGCCGUUGCUGGAACGAGGUAUUUUCAGUGUCAGCCAAAAUACGGUUUGUUUGCUCCGGUCCACAAAGUGACAAAGAUUGGAUUCCCGUCAACCACACCAGCGAAAGCAAAGACGACCGUGCGAAAAGUACUCGCUACUCCCACGGCCCUGAAACGGAGCCCGAGCGCAUCUUCCCUGAGCUCGCUGAGUUCUGUGGCAUCUUCAGUAAGCAGCAAGCCGAGCCGUACAGGACUAUUGACAGAAACAUCCUCCCGGUAUGCAAGAAAAAUUUCGGGUACCACAGCCCUCCAGGAGGCACUGAAGGAGAAGCAGCAGCACAUCGAACAGCUCCUGGCAGAACGCGACCUGGAGAGGGCAGAAGUUGCAAAAGCAACCAGUCACGUAGGGGAAAUAGAGCAGGAAUUAGCUCUUGUUCGCGAUGGACAUGACCGGCAUGUACUGGAGAUGGAGGCAAAAAUGGACCAGCUACGAGCUAUGGUGGAGGCUGCUGACAGGGAGAAAGUGGAGCUUCUCAAUCAGCUUGAGGAAGAGAAAAGGAAAGUUGAAGACCUUCAGUUCCGUGUGGAGGAAGAAUCCAUUACCAAAGGAGACCUAGAGCGAAAGAGGCAGAUUUCGGAAGACCCAGAAAAUACGCAGACCAAACUGGAGCAUGCCCGCAUUAAGGAGCUUGAACAGAGCCUGCUCUUUGAAAAGACCAAAGCUGACAAACUCCAGAGGGAGUUAGAAGAUACUAGGGUGGCCACGGUAUCAGAAAAAUCUCGCAUCAUGGAACUAGAAAGAGAUCUAGCAUUGCGGGUGAAGGAAGUAGCUGAGCUCCGAGGGAGAUUAGAGUCUAGUAAACACAUCGACGAUGUGGACACUUCUCUUUCGUUGUUACAAGAAGUCAGUUCUUUGCAAGAAAGAAUGGCCACGCUUAGCAAAGAACAUCAGAACGAGAUGAAUUCACUGAAAGAGAAGUUCGGCAUUAGUGAAGAGGCAUUGCAGAAAGAGAUCAAAUCCCUUUCAGCUUCGAAUGAGAGAGUGGCAAAAGAAAACGAGUCCUUGAAAACGAAGCUGGAUCACGCCAACAAGGAAAAUUCCGAUGUAAUAGAGCUAUGGAAGUCGAAGCUGGAGUCUGCAAUUGCCUCCCAUCAGCAAGCAAUGGAAGAACUAAAAGUUUCUUUCAGCAAGGGUGUAGGGGCUGAGACAGCAGAAUUUGCCGAGUUAAAGACUCAGAUUGAGAAGAUUAAAUUAGACUAUGAAAAUGAGAUGUCAAAUUUAAAGCUGAAGCAGGAAAAUGAAAAAUCUCAUCAUUUAAAAGAGAUAGAGUCGCUGAAAGCAAAGCUGUUGGCAGUCACAGAGGAGAAAGAUCAAACCCUGGAAAGCCUGAAGACCAAACUGGAAAGCGUGGAAGAUCAGCAUCUAGUAGAAAUGGAAGACACUUUAAACAAAUUGCAGGAAGCUGAAAUAAAGGUAAAGGAGCUAGAGGUACUGCAAGCCAAGUACAAUGAACAAACCAAAGUUAUUGAUAGUCUUACACCACAGAUCAAAGCUGCUGAAGAAAAGCUUUUGGACCUUGCUGCACUUCAGAAAGCCAAUUCUGAAGGUAAAUUGGAAAUCCAGAAACUUAGCGAGCAGCUUGAGGCAGCUGAGAAACAAAUUCAGAAUUUAGAGACUGAAAAGAUUGAUGGAAGUAGCAAGGCUAGUAAUCUGGCCAAAGAACUGCAGGGCAAAGAGCAAAAGCUUCUUGACCUUGAGAAAAACUUGAGUGCAGUAAAUCAAGUUAAAGAUUCUUUGGAAAAGGAACUUCAAGUUUUGAAAGAAAAGUUUACUAGUGCAGCUGACGAAGCAGAAAACGUUCAACAAACUAUGCAAGAAACAAUAAAAAAACUAAACCAAAAAGAAGAGCAGUUUGCACUCAUGUCUUCAGAACUGGAACAGCUGAAGUCUAGUUUGACUGAGAUGGAGAAGAAACUGAAGGAGAGAGAAGAGAGAGAACAGCAACUGAUAGAAGCUAAAAGCAAACUUGAAAAUGAUAUCGCAGAGAUCAUGAAGUCUUCAGGAGACAGCUCUGCCCAGCUUACGAAAAUGAAUGAUGAGCUCCGGUUAAAAGAAAGGCAGUUGGAGCAAAUACAACUUGAGCUUACAAAAGCAAAUGAAAAGGCUGUUCAGCUUCAGAAAAAUGUGGAGCAGACAACACAGAAAGCUGAGCAGAGUCAGCAAGAAACUCUCAAGAUUCAUCAAGCAGAACUGAAAAAUAUGCAGGAUCAACUAAUGGACAUGAAAAAGCAAAUUGAGAUGAGCCAGAAUCAGUAUAAGGACCUUCAGGCAAAGUACGAAAAGGAAACUUCCGAGAUGAUCACUAAACAUGACGCGGAUAUCAAGGGGUUUAAGCAGAACUUGCUGGAUGCAGAAGAGGCACUGAAAACUGCACAAAAGAAGAAUGACGAGUUAGAAACGCAGGCUGAGGAGCUGAAAAAGCAAGCGGAACAGGCCAAAGCUGCCAAAAUGGCAGAAGAUGUGUUCCAGACCGUGGAGAAGGUGACCAAAGAGAAGGAUGCCAUUCACAAAGAAAAGAUUGAAACUUUGGCCUCUUUGGAGAACUCUAGGCAGACAAACGAGAAGCUACAGAAUGAAUUGGACAUGCUUAAACGAAACAACCUGAAAAAUGAAGAGGAACUUAAUAAAUCAAAAGAGCUUCUAAAUCUGGAGAACAAGAAAGUGGAAGAGCUUACAAAAGAAUUCGAAGCGCUGAAGCUGGCAGCAGCUCAGAAGUCCCAGCAGCUCGCCGCUUUGCAAGAGGAGAACGUGAAACUUGCCGAGGAGCUGGGCAGGAGCAGGGACGAAGUCACAAGUCACCAGAAGCUGGAAGAGGAGAGAUCAGUACUCAAUAACCAGUUAUUAGAGAUGAAAAAGAGAGAAUCAACAUUAAAAAAAGAAAUCGAUGAAGAGAGAGCAUCUUUGCAAAAAUCCAUCAAUGUUACUAGUGCCUUGAUCACAGAAAAGGAUGAGGAACUGGAAAAACUCAGAAACGAGAUCACAGUGCUCCGUGGAGAAAACGCUUCGGCAAAAACCUUGCAGUCGGUGGUUAAGUCACUGGAGUCUGAUAAAUUGAAACUCGAGGAAAAGGUGAAGAACUUGGAGCAAAAACUCAAGGAAAACAACGAACAGCCUUUAAGUGUAACUAGCUCCCCAGGUAAAAAAAAGAGAGAGAGAGAGAGAGCGCGCCUCUUUACUAUCGACUUCCUGAAUUCAGUGAUAGUAGAUCUGCAGAGGAGAAACGAAGAAUUGAACUUGAAAAUACAAAGAAUGUGUGAAGCAGCCCUCAACGGCAAUGAAGAGGAGAUAAAUAACUAUGACAGUGAAGAAGAGAGCCUGUCGAAGAAGAAGCCUCGUCUCUUCUGCGAUAUCUGUGGCUGCUUUGACCUUCACGACACCGAGGACUGCCCGACCCAGGCGCAGAUGCUGGAGGAGACUCCCCACUCGGCUUACCACGGCAGCCGGCGAGAGGAACGCCCCUACUGCGACACCUGCGAGAUGUUCGGGCACUGGACGGCCGACUGCAACGACGAUGAGACCUUCUAA
Messenger RNA from Apaloderma vittatum (bar-tailed trogon), 4338 nucleotides. RefSeq names its product CAP-GLY domain containing linker protein 1 (gene CLIP1). Gene Ontology annotation, cellular component: nucleus; cytoplasm; microtubule plus-end. Gene Ontology annotation, biological process: cytoplasmic microtubule organization; positive regulation of microtubule polymerization. The transcript is spliced from 24 exons. Gene Ontology annotation, molecular function: microtubule plus-end binding. Bases 1 to 4338 code for a protein of 1445 amino acids. Lineage: Eukaryota; Metazoa; Chordata; Aves; Trogoniformes; Trogonidae. The record is from RefSeq and is a predicted model, not a curated record.